AUGACUGCGCCCCGGCUAUCAACCAUCAUCCCCAUUGGGAACCAGCACAACAGAAUUGCUCAACAACUUCCAAUCGGGGUCAUCACUCGACUAGUGCUCACCAAAGACAUGGUUCAACCAACUGUCAUGGAAGAUCUGGUACUGCAGUUGACAGCAUUCUUGACAGGAUGGCGAGGCUUUCCUGACGAAUUGAAAGCGCAAAUCCUCGGUCAUGUCCUUCCAGCCGGCCACCUCUUUGAUCAUCGAGACUUUACAUUGGCUGGUCAAUUCGAUGAACUAAGGGCUAUACAAUACCACAAACACGUCUUGCCCCUUAUUUCCAUUUCCGAGCUUGCCGGUCUUGUCACAGAAGUCUUCUACGCCAAGAACUUCAUGGAUAUUGAACUUGUAGGUCAUUGGUCUGAAGCCUGCAGCGCCAUUAGACCAACUGAAAUCCUACCUUCCAAGCAUGACUUACGCGUCAAAGGAUUGUCACCAUCUUCGCAGCUGCUUUAUCCCCAGAUGCAAGCACGCUCGUAUGCGCGACACUUGGUUAUCAAAAUCACACGAUUCGCGCCUGAGACCAUUAACUUCCUACAGUGUUUGAUGUCAGACGAUCUAGACAUGAACAAGCUCCACAGUGCAGUCCUCAUCUUCGCAUAUUGCAGAUUGGAUCGCGGUCAAAUGAUUGAUCUUCUUGCCUCUCUAGCACCAAUUGAGUUUCCAACACGAAAGCUGGAGAUUACGUCCCAUCGUGACUACAACGGGUUUCUUUGGGGCCACCCACCAGGUGCAUCAGCCAUUGUGCCCGAUGUCUUGGAGAUGCCGCUACUCGAGAAGCUGAUUAUCCGGUCAAAUGGCGGAAAGUUUCUUGAGAGGCUGAACCGAAUCCAUACACUGAAGGGCAAGCCGUCCACGGUGCAAGCUUGGCCUACAGCCGAUUUCGCAAAGCGACAGAGGGUCACUCAGAAGGUGGUGAAAAUUAAGUAG
Molecule: messenger RNA, 969 nt
Organism: Parastagonospora nodorum SN15
Lineage: Eukaryota; Fungi; Ascomycota; Dothideomycetes; Pleosporales; Phaeosphaeriaceae
Exons: 2
Coding region: 1-969 (322 amino acids)
Source: RefSeq, a predicted model, not a curated record